Messenger RNA from Andrographis paniculata, 1515 nucleotides. RefSeq names its product 60S ribosomal protein L4-1. Gene Ontology annotation, biological process: translation. Gene Ontology annotation, cellular component: ribosome; cytosolic large ribosomal subunit. The record is from RefSeq and is a predicted model, not a curated record. The coding region runs from base 59 to 1285 and encodes 408 amino acids. NCBI's taxonomy places the organism in Eukaryota, Viridiplantae, Streptophyta, Magnoliopsida, Lamiales, Acanthaceae. Gene Ontology annotation, molecular function: structural constituent of ribosome; RNA binding. The transcript has 2 exons.
GCCUAAAAUUUUUCACGCAGUCGAAACCCUAGUUUUCACUCUCUGUGAGGUUCGUGCAAUGGCCGCCGCCGCUCGCCCGCUGGUCACCGUGCAUGGCCUGGAGAACGACAUGGUUACGGACGGUGGUGCCGCUGCCAAUUCGGUGCCUCUUCCUGAUGUCAUGAAGGCGUCCAUUCGCCCUGAUAUUGUCACGUUUGUUCACGGCCAGAUUUCGAACAAUGCGCGACAGCCUUACGCCGUCUCGAAACGCGCCGGACACCAGACUUCUGCGGAAUCGUGGGGUACUGGUAGGGCUGUUUCUCGUAUCCCCCGUGUACCUGGUGGCGGAACGCACCGUGCGGGGCAGGGAGCUUUCGGGAAUAUGUGUCGCGGUGGUAGGAUGUUUGCUCCUACUAAGAUAUGGCGCCGCUGGCACAGGGCAGUCAAUGUGACGCAGAAGCGCCACGCUAUUGUCUCUGCGAUCGCAGCUACGGCCGUUCCGUCUUUGGUGCUUGCUCGUGGACAUAAGAUCGAGGAAGUUCCUGAGUUGCCUCUUGUUGUCUCUGAUUCUGCCGAGGCUGUUGAGAAAACUAGCGCCGCGCUUAAAAUCCUGAAGCAGGUCGGUGCUUUCCCUGAUGCCGAGAAGGCGAAGGAUAGCGUUGGAAUCCGUCCUGGAAAGGGGAAAAUGCGCAAUAGGCGAUAUGUUUCCAGGAAAGGGCCGCUGAUUGUGUACGGAACUGAGGGUGCGAAGCUUGUGAAGGCUUUCCGAAACAUCCCUGGCAUCGACAUUGUCCAUGUUUCUCGCCUUAAUCUCCUCAAGCUCGCUCCAGGAGGUCAUCUUGGAAGGUUUGUUAUUUGGACCAAAUCCGCAUUCGAGAAAUUGGAUGAAGUUUAUGGCACAUUUGACAAGCCUUCUGAGCAGAAAAAGGGGUAUGUUUUGCCGAGGGCGAAAAUGGUGAAUGCUGAUCUGGCCAGAAUCAUAAACUCUGAUGAGGUGCAAUCUGUUGUAAAACCGAUCAAGAAGGAAGUGAAGAGAGCUACACUGAAAAAGAAUCCAUUGAAGAACCUCAACGUGAUGAUGAAGCUCAACCCCUAUGCAACGGCUGCAAAGAGAAUGGCACUAUUGGCGGAGGCCCAGAGAGUUAAGGCUAAGCAGGAAAAGCUUAGCAAGAAGAGAAAGCAAAUCUCUAAGGAGGAGGCAACUGCAAUCCAAUCUGCAGGAAAGGCAUGGUACAAGACUAUGAUUUCUGACAGCGAUUAUACAGAGUUUGAGAACUUCUCAAAAUGGCUUGGUGUUUCACAGUGAUUCAGUUCUGUUUUGGCCGUUCAGAGAUCUUGUUUUCCUUUGAAUACCUUUUAGUAUGGAGUUUAUUGCACGUGUUAAAACCUUGUCAUUUUUGUGCCAAUUUUAAGUUGUUUCAAUGUUUAUUGGUCACCACACGUGAACCAGGCUUUUCCUUGAAGAGAGUUUUGUUACUUGUCUUAUGCGCACAUCUAUCUUAUAUAUUGCCAAAUUUCUAAGCUGGUUUGCUGCAA